Molecule: messenger RNA, 2200 nt
Organism: Amphibalanus amphitrite
Lineage: Eukaryota; Metazoa; Arthropoda; Thecostraca; Balanomorpha; Balanidae
Product: integrator complex subunit 14-like
Exons: 10
Coding region: 431-1891 (486 amino acids)
Biological process (GO): snRNA 3'-end processing
Cellular component (GO): integrator complex
Source: RefSeq, a predicted model, not a curated record
GAUACAUGUGAUUGGUGGUGGUGGCCGGCGUCUGUUAUUGUAUUAUUUUACGCAUUUUCGUAAAAAUAGUCCAUUCUAAGCGUUGUCAGGCCCUUGGUUUGGCCUAGGACAUUGCAGGGGGGGGGGGUAUUGCAGAUUGCUCCUCAAGGCUCAAACAGUGAAUUGGAAUGCCUACCGAGUCCACUUCAACUUCCUCCGCAGUUAGCUUAUUUUGAAAAUUAAUAUUUGCUCAUUUCUAUUUGCUCUAAUGAAUAUUGUUUUGAAUGAACUUAUUUUUGCACAUAUUUAGUUUUUUCUUAUGAAGCCUUGGUUCUUAUUAUAAAAUAAGAUUGGCGCUGGCUGCAAGUUUAAUUUCUGUCUUCUGAAUCUCUGGACUCUGGGCUGAAGAAAACCACUCAUUCUAGAAAUCUGUGAGCAGCUGACAGCAGUAAUGCCAACUGUUCUGGCACUGGAUGUGUCGCUCUCUAUGAGCCGACCUGUGUUCCAGCAGGACCGCUCAGAAGAACCUCCCACUGUCCGCCAGCUGGCCAUUAAGGGCAUUCAUGCGCUGCUUAACCACAUUCACCACAACUGCAAGCUAGAAUUUGCUGCUUUGGCGGUGUACAGUUCUAUGUACGAGAUUCUCGGUUCAUUUACACGCGACUUUGACCAGCUGAAGAGCCGCCUCGCCUCGCUGGCCGAGUAUGACAAGUCGUGUGUGGAGACUGCGCUGCUCGGCGUCAAGGCGGUCGUAGCCGAGGAGUGGGGCAGCGGCACCGCCUGUCAGGUGAUCAUAAUCAGCGACGGCAGUCUGGGCGUGGGCGACUCGUCGCUGCGCCAGCUGGUGGCCGGCAGCCGGCUGCACCUGCCCUUCUUGUUCCCCUGCCGGCUGGACGUGGUGCUGCUCGGCGAGCGGGCGGAGCUGGAGCGGCGCGGCGCGCCGGCCGCCUUCCAGCGGCUGGUGGAGCUCAGCGGCGGCGAGGGCGCCGUGCACACGCCCGAGCCGCCGCUCUCCGCCAAGUCGACGCUGGCGCUGUUCCGUCGUCUGGCAGAGACCAACUACGCUCCGUUCAGCGGUGUACUCCACUGUGGCGGACUGUCCUCGCGAGUCACACUCUGUCCUCCGCCACAGACGUACAACCGGACGCGUGACUUUGAGGCUGUGAAGAGGACAGUGUCCCCGGAGCUGCGUAUCUGCGGGUUCCUCUCUGUGGCUGACGUUGCCAGUCCUCCGGCCUUCUCCCGGCACCUGGUGCUCCCAGCGCCGUCAGAAUCUGGAGAUGCUCCGGGCGAGCCGUGCUCAGAGGAAGACGAGAACGCGCGCACCGCCUGCUUCUGCGUCCUUUUACAUGGCGGACUGAAGAGGGAGAACGCUGCGGCGCUGGUGAACGUCGGGGAGGACUGGUACGGUAUCGUUUACUCGUGGGCUGAUAACAAGAAAAAGGCUAACCUCAUGCUUUCAUUGUUUGAACCAGGCACGAACGUGCUUCCCUGGCUGGGCGACUUCACGAACCUGGGGCCCGCGGUGCCGGGCGCGCCGUCGCCGUUCCCGAUCAAGGUGUCCCGUAAGCGCAGCUACCAGCAGACGUGCGUCACGUGGACGCGCCAGUCCGGCCUGCACUCGGACGUACAGAAGGUUCUCCGGCACGCCCGAAAACUGCCCGACAAGACGCAGAACUUCUACAAGGAGCUGAACCGCCUGCGGAGCGCGGCGCUCUCGUUCGGCUUCUACCAGGUACUGGAGAGCGUGGCCGUAAUCCUGGAGCGUGAGUGUACCCUCCUACCGGGCAACGCGCACCCGGACUGUGCGCUGCAGCUGACCCACGCGGCCACGGCACUGCGCCACCCCGAGCACCGGCAGCCGGGCAAACCGAUCCAGCCGCUCAGCACGCGGUUCCAGCAGGGCAGCUGAGUAGGGUGACGUGGCCGGGGCGCUGCGAACUCGGUCAGUGGGGGUGCUGUGGCUGGGUGAGGGCAGUGAGGCUGUCUGGAGGUGUCGCUGUGUGCGGAGGGUGGAUUACCAUGGCGCUGUGGUCAUCAUGAGUGUUUGUUUUGUCGUGAGUGUGGGUGAGUUGUACUUGUAUGUGGCGACGCGGUGUUUAGUACGUGGUUUCAUAAUUCAUAUAUCAUCACUUUGGUGGUGUAUUACGAGCAAAGUGUUUUUUUUUUUUUAGCUCAUCCCGCAUUUUCACACAUUAAUUGCAAUAAACAUUUUGUGCUA